ACCCAUACAAGGACCCAGAGGGAGAUCUUUUGCAGUCCACUGACUGCCAGUGGAGGAGAGGAGCGGGAUGAAUGCGUGAUCGGCUGUUGCUACCCGAGUGAUCCCUUCUGUGUUGAGCUCAUAUGAUCUCCGUGAUAGAGAUCCCACAGAUCCGGUUAAGAAAAUAUAGCCUGGUCUCUCCCUGCCCCCAGCCUGUGAAUGGACAGCAAAGGACAAAGCGACUUUGCUUCCCAAUAGAGCCCUAUUGGGCAGAGCCAGGGCCAUCGAGUAUGAGGGAGAACAUGGCCAGUGCUUGGACCUGAGCAGCCAAAAGCUAGGGGGGCGCAACAAUGUCUUCCAACUGGAAAUUUGAUGGCCGAGCGGGACUUUAAUCAUAUGACAUCCUCCUGGACUGCGUGCGGCAGGCUACAAGUGACAAGCUGCAUCCAGUGAAAGGCUUUAUAAUGGCAAGUGACAAGCUGCAUCCAGUGAAAGGCUUUAUAAAGUAUAUGUUCCUGAUCAAAAACAAAGCAAAGGAAACGAUGAACCGGACAAGUUGGAACUAUUUCAUCAUUCAAGGUAUUUCUGAUGUGCCAGAACACCAAAUUGUCACCUUUGUUUUUAUUCUUCUGACUUAUCUCCUUGCUCUUUGUGGAAACCUGGUCAUUCUUCUCUUGGUGUACACCAACCCUCAUCUUCACACUCCCAUGUACAUUUUCCUUUGUAACUUGGCUAUCUUGGAUGUGUCAUGUUCUACAGUUACGCAGCAUAAUCUUCUUGCCAUGUUUGUAACAGGGAAUAAAAAGAUUUAUUUUUAUUCUUGUAUGUCUCAGAUUUACUUCUUUUCAUCACUCACUGCUACCGAGCUGUUCCUACUGACAGUGAUGAGUUAUGAUCGAUAUAUAGCCAUCUGCCAACCCUUACAUUAUGUGACGGUCAUGAACUCUGAAAGUUGUUCCGCAUUGUUCUUGGUGAGCUGGCUGAUGGGAUUUAUUGCAAUUGUACCAUACAUUGUGCUGUUGUUACAGAUUUCUUGCUAUAAGAGCAAUGUUAUCAAUCACUUCUUCUGCGAUAUGAAACCAGUUAUGGAACUAUCCUGCGGUGACACAUUUGGACUGGAAGUCUUGAUUUUCACAGAAGGUAUAUUCCUUUUAAGCCUAACCCCAUUUGUUCUUACCUUCAUCUCUUAUGUUUUCAUUAUUGUUAUUAUAAUGAGAAUCCCUACCAUCUCGGGUAGAUGUAAAGCAUUCUACACUUGCUCGUCACACCUGAUGGUGGUCAUUCUUCUUUACGGGACCCUUUUCUACCAAUACCUGAGACCAGCUUCAAGUGACAAUAUAAAAUCCAAUAAAGUGUUCUCGCUUUUUAACACAGCUAUAGUUCCUGUAUUAAACCCCAUUAUAUACAGCCUAAAGAAUGAAGAUGUAAAAUUAGCCAUAAAAGGAACAAUGACAUGUUUUAAGACAAGAGUAAUGUGACAGACUCACCCGGGACAUCCCCGGACCCUCUUAUGUCUAAA
This is a messenger RNA of Rana temporaria (common frog), 1498 nucleotides long. RefSeq names its product olfactory receptor 6C4-like. The record is from RefSeq and is a predicted model, not a curated record. The transcript is spliced from 5 exons. Gene Ontology annotation, cellular component: membrane. Gene Ontology annotation, molecular function: olfactory receptor activity; G protein-coupled receptor activity. Lineage: Eukaryota; Metazoa; Chordata; Amphibia; Anura; Ranidae. Bases 444 to 1457 code for a protein of 337 amino acids. Gene Ontology annotation, biological process: G protein-coupled receptor signaling pathway.